Molecule: messenger RNA, 3765 nt
Organism: Penicillium odoratum
Lineage: Eukaryota; Fungi; Ascomycota; Eurotiomycetes; Eurotiales; Aspergillaceae
Product: aminophospholipid-translocating P4-type ATPase NEO1
Exons: 2
Coding region: 1-3765 (1254 amino acids)
Biological process (GO): phospholipid translocation; endocytosis; retrograde vesicle-mediated transport, Golgi to endoplasmic reticulum
Cellular component (GO): plasma membrane; trans-Golgi network; endosome
Molecular function (GO): ATP binding; ATP hydrolysis activity; ATPase-coupled intramembrane lipid carrier activity
Source: RefSeq, a predicted model, not a curated record
AUGCCUUCUACAUCCGAUUAUCUCCAUCCCUUGCGAACAGACGACCCGGAUGACUUCUCCGGAUCUGAUGAUGACUUGGACCUCGAGGAGCUGGAUCCUGACACGGCGCCAUCACACACAACCCGAAUCUCACGAGACUACGCAAGUCGCUCCCGAAACUAUGGACCAGGAAUAGCUCUGAGGAACCUUCGGGUGGGCGUGGGUAGUCGUUGGCGAAGUGUAUCUGGUCAUGGGGACCCGGAGGAAGACACAGCCGCACUGCUGGAUGAACGGGGAGAAGAUGGGACUCGCCAGUCACAUGGGAGCUCCCGCAACAUGACGGAAGCUGAUGCACCGCUGCUGGAUCGGCGGGGCUCUAUCCGCAUGCUCAAUGACGAGGGUCCGUCUAAACGGAGUUGGUUACGGAUGCCCAGUCUCAGAGGGCUAGGAUUCUUACAGAGCUUGUCGAACCGACUACAAGGAAAUGAUACAGAUAAGGAAAAUGCGCCUCCCCGAGGAGUUUUUGUUGGCCAGCAUCAGUCCAGCAAAUACCCCCCCAACAUUGUCUCCAACGCCAAAUACACACCCUGGAGCUUUCUGCCGCGAACGCUGUACAAUGAAUUCUCCUUUUUCUUUAACAUAUAUUUCCUUCUUGUUGCGCUUUCGCAAGUCAUUCCAGUGUUGCGGAUCGGCUACAUGUCUUCAUAUAUUGCACCCCUGGCCUGUGUGGUUUCCAUCUCAUUGGGCAAAGAAGCACUAGACGACAUCGGGCGGCGACGACGGGAUGCCGAAGCGAAUGCAGAGGAAUUCACCGUUGUGUCUCUCGAAGGAACAGUCAUGGAUAUAACUAAGAAAUCGCGAGACUUGAAGGUUGGGGACGUCCUCAAGGUUCGAAAAAACCAACGUCUGCCUGCGGAUGUGGUGAUCUUGAAGAGUGUUUCAAAUGACUCGGGCCCCUCCCGCCAAAAUUCCUUAGAAGGGACGGCUCCCGGGGCAUCUGCCGAUUUACUUGGUUCAGACCAGGAGCCUUCGGAAGCAGCUGCUGAUGCGAUAUCCAAUCUUGCUGAGCCUUCGUCUGCCAGUGACACAUUCAUCCGAACCGACCAGCUAGACGGAGAAACUGAUUGGAAACUGCGCGUUCCUUCUGCAUUGUCUCAAUCGCUCUCAUUUAACGACUUUACUCGACUGAAGAUCACAGCAAGUCCUCCAGACCAAAGAGUCAACGAUUUUGUGGGCACGAUUGAACUUGGACCCCCAAGUGGAUUUUAUGAUACUCAUGUCAACAAGUCAUCCACCCAGUUGCAAAACGGCUUAAGCCAGGAUGACGGUAGUCAAAAUACUAACUCAGCACCCCUAACUAUCGACAACACAGCAUGGGCUAAUACUGUCCUUGCCUCCAACACCAUCACAUACGCCGCCAUUAUCUAUACGGGAUCUCAAACACGCGCUGCUCUUUCUACAUCACCUUCACGUUCAAAAGUGGGCUUGUUGGAAUACGAGAUUAACAACCUUACAAAGAUCCUGUGCAUUCUCACCCUCGCCCUCUCUAUAGUCUUGGUCGCGCUGGAAGGAUUUGAGCCAACGAAUGAUAAGGUGUGGUAUGUCGCUAUUAUGAUUUACUUGAUCCUCUUCUCGACAAUUAUUCCUAUGAGUUUGCGAGUCAACCUCGAUAUGGCAAAGUCUGUAUAUGGUCGAUUUAUUGAGCGUGACAAGGAUAUUCCUGGUACUGUGGUUCGUACUAGUACGAUCCCGGAGGAUUUGGGGAGAAUUGAAUACUUGCUCUCCGACAAGACCGGGACUUUGACUCAGAAUGAGAUGGAAUUGAAGAAAAUCCACGUUGGUACCGUGUCCUAUGCUAAUGAAGCAAUGGACGAGGUUGCAUCCUUUAUCCGCCAAGGUUUGGCUGGCAAUGCAUUGACCACACCUUCAACUGUUUUUGGAACCCAAGCUGGUCAAGGAGCGGCACCCCGAACCAGACGAGAAAUUGGUUCUCGCGUCCGGGAUAUCGUCUUGGCCCUUGCUCUCUGUCACAAUGUCACACCGACCACCGAGGAAGAAGAUGGUCAAAAGGUGACCAACUAUCAGGCAUCGUCUCCGGAUGAAAUCGCCAUCGUCCGCUACACGGAAGAGGUUGGACUGAAACUGUCUUAUCGGGACCGACACAGUGUGGUUCUCGAAUCUACUGAUUCCAAACAAGUGGUUGUUCGUGUUCGCAUCAUGGAUAUUUUCCCUUUCACAUCUGAUAGCAAACGGAUGGGCAUUAUUGUCCAGUUCCAGCAGGAUGAAAAUGUACUUGAUGCUGGAAGCAAACCUGAACCCGAAAUCUGGUUCUACCAGAAGGGCGCAGACACUGUCAUGUCGUCAAUUGUCGCGACUAAUGACUGGCUUGAUGAGGAGACUGCAAAUAUGGCGCGCGAGGGUCUACGGACCCUUGUUAUUGGACGCAAACGCCUUUCACUCCAACAGUACCAAGAAUUCUCCAGCAAGUAUAAGCAGGCAUCUUUGUCCCUUCAUGACCGUGAUGCUGGCCUGACCAGGGUUGUGGGUGAAUUAUUGGAACGGGACCUAGAACUCCUUGGUGUCACUGGUGUCGAGGAUCGUCUACAACGCGAUGUCAAGUCUUCUUUGGAGUUAAUGCGCAAUGCAGGCAUCAAAAUUUGGAUGUUGACUGGUGAUAAGGUUGAGACGGCUCGAUGUGUUGCCAUUUCUGCCAAGUUGGUGUCCAGGGGUCAGUACAUCCAUACUGUUUCCAAAGUGACUGAAAAGUCUGCUGCCCAAGAAGCACUUGAUUUCUUACGCAACAAGACGGAUUGUUGUCUGCUGAUCGAUGGUGAAUCCCUGACCCUAAUGCUUGGCCAUUUUCGGUCUGCAUUCAUCUCUGUUGCGGUGCUUCUUCCUGCAGUCAUCGCGUGCCGGUGCUCACCGACGCAGAAAGCCGAGGUCGCCAACUUGAUCCGCCAGUACACCAAGAAGCGUGUAUGCUGCAUUGGUGACGGAGGCAACGACGUGUCCAUGAUCCAAGCUGCCGAUGUUGGAAUCGGUAUUGUAGGCAAAGAGGGCCGCCAGGCCUCUUUGGCUGCCGACUUCAGUAUUACUCAGUUCCAUCACCUGACCAAGCUGUUAGUAUGGCAUGGUCGGAACUCGUACAAACGCUCAGCCAAACUAGCACAAUUCAUUAUGCAUCGUGGACUGAUUAUCAGUGUGUGCCAAACGAUGUAUAGUAUCGCUGGGCAUUUUGAUCCCAAGGGUCUUUUCAUCAACUGGCUCAUGAUUGGCUACGCCACUGUCUACACCAACGCCCCUGUUUUCUCCCUUGUCUUCGAUAGGGAUGUGGACGAGCGACUUGCGAACCUUUAUCCGGAGCUGUACAAAGAGUUGAAGACUGGCAAGAGCUUAAGCUACCGUUCGUUCUUCACUUGGGUCCUCAUCUCGGUCUACCAGGGAGCGGUCAUCCAAGGCUUGUCUCAGAUUUUGUUGGACACCAUCACAGGUCCUCGUCUGAUCAGUGUCUCCUUUACAGCCCUGGUGCUUAACGAACUGGGCAUGGUUGCCAUUGCCAUCACUACCUGGCACCCAUUCAUGAUCAUCUCCCUGAUAGGCACACUGCUCGUUUACGCCGGCAGCGUUCCUUUCCUUGGAGAUUACUUCAACCUCAGCUACGUCAUUACUCUUGACUGGCUGUGGCGCGUUGUUGCCGUAGUCGCCGUAUCACUAGUACCUGUGUGGGCUGGCAAAUUGAUCAAGCAGUCUGUGAAGCCCCCGAGCUACCGCAAGGUGCGUGGCUGA